GGGAGGAGAAAAAAAAAAUAGUAGCAAGUUGUAGUUGUAGGAGAAACACCAAAGCAAAGCCCUUCAGGAUGGACCUGUGCCCACAGUGACAGGAGCCAAGGGGCAGGACGCAGGGACACCAUGGGCAGCAAGGAGCGCUUCCACUGGCAGAGCCACAAUGUCAAGCAGAGCGGGGUGGAUGACAUGGUCCUGCUCUCCAAGAUCUCCGAGGAGGCCAUCGUGGAGAACCUCAAGAAGCGUUUUAUGGACGAUUACAUCUUUACUUACAUCGGGCCGGUGCUCAUUUCUGUCAACCCCUUCAAGCAGAUGCCGUACUUCACCGACCGAGAGAUCGAGCUGUACCAGGGGGCGGCUCAGUAUGAAAAUCCCCCCCACAUCUAUGCGCUGACGGACAAUAUGUACCGAAACAUGCUGAUCGACGGGGAGAACCAAUGCGUCAUCAUCAGUGGAGAAAGUGGGGCCGGGAAAACAGUGGCAGCAAAAUACAUCAUGGGCUACAUCUCCAAAGUGUCCGGGGGUGGCGACAAGGUGCAGCAUGUGAAGGACAUCAUCCUGCAGUCCAACCCACUGCUGGAAGCCUUCGGCAACGCCAAAACCGUCCGCAACAACAACUCGAGCCGCUUUGGGAAGUACUUCGAGAUCCAGUUCAGCCGGGGCGGCGAGCCCGACGGGGGGAAGAUCUCCAACUUCCUGCUGGAGAAGUCACGGGUGGUGAGCCAGAACGAGCACGAGAGGAACUUUCACAUCUACUACCAGCUCAUCGAAGGGGCGUCCCAAGAGCAGCGGCAGAACCUGGGCAUCAUGAGCCCGGAUUAUUACUACUACUUGAACCAGUCAGACACAUACCAGGUAGAAGGCACGGACGACCGCAAUGACUUCCAUGAGACCAUGAACGCCAUGCAGGUGAUCGGCAUCCGGGGCGAGGACCAGCAGCUGGUGCUGCAGAUCGUGGCAGGGAUCCUCCACCUGGGCAACAUCAGCUUCCGGGAGGAGGGCAACUAUGCCCAGGUGGAAAAUGCUGACUCCCUGGCCUUCCCUGCCUACCUGCUGGGCAUCGACCGCGACCGCCUCAACAGCAAGGUCACCAGCCGCAAGAUGGACAGCAAGUGGGGUGGACGCUCUGAGUCCAUCACCGUCACCCUCAACGUGGAGCAGGCGGCUUACACCCGGGAUGCCCUGGCCAAGGGACUCUAUGCUCGUGUCUUUGACUUCCUCGUGGAGUCCAUCAACAGGGCCAUGCAGAAGCCAUACGAGGAGUACAGCAUUGGAGUGCUGGACAUCUAUGGCUUUGAAAUAUUUCAGAAAAAUGGUUUUGAGCAGUUCUGCAUUAACUUUGUGAACGAGAAGCUGCAGCAGAUCUUCAUAGAGCUGACCCUGAAGGCAGAACAGGAGGAGUACGUGCAGGAGGGCAUCAAAUGGACCCAGAUCCAGUACUUCAACAACAAGGUGGUGUGCGACCUGAUAGAGAACAAGCUGAACCCUCCUGGGAUCAUGAGUGUCCUGGAUGACGUCUGUGCCACCAUGCAUGCCACCGGUGAGGGCGCUGACCAGACCCUGCUGCAGAAGCUGCAGGCAGCCGUGGGCACCCAUGAGCACUUCAACAGCUGGAGCUCAGGCUUCAUCAUCCACCACUAUGCGGGCAAGGUCUCCUACGACGUGAACGGCUUCUGUGAGCGCAACAGGGAUGUGCUCUUCACUGACCUGAUUGAGCUCAUGCAGAGCAGCGAAUAUGGUUUCAUCCGGAUGCUUUUCCCGGAGAAGCUUGAUUCUGACAAAAAGGGCCGCCCAACCACAGCGGGCUCCAAAAUCAAGAAACAGGCUAACGACCUGGUGAACACGUUAAUGAAGUGCACACCACACUACAUCCGCUGCAUCAAGCCCAACGAGACCAAGAAACCCCGUGACUGGGAGGAGAGCAGGGUGAAGCACCAAGUUGAGUACCUGGGGCUGAAGGAGAAUAUCCGCGUACGCCGGGCUGGUUUCGCUUACCGCCGCCUCUUCCAGAAAUUCCUGCAACGCUAUGCCAUCCUCACCCCUGAGACAUGGCCAUGCUGGCGCGGGGAUGAGCGGCAAGGUGUGCAGCACUUGCUGCACUCCGUCAACAUGGACCCAGACCAGUACCAGAUGGGACGGAGCAAGGUGUUCGUCAAGAACCCUGAGUCGCUCUUCCUCCUGGAGGAGAUGAGGGAGCGGAAAUUUGAUGGCUUCGCCCGGGUGAUCCAGAAGGCCUGGCGCCGGCAUGUCGCUAUCCGGAAAUAUGAGCAGAUGCGAGAGGAGGCCUCCAGCAUCCUCUACAACUGCAAAGAGCGGCGGAGGAACAGCAUCAACAGGAAUUUUGUGGGUGAUUACCUGGGCAUGGAGGAGCGGCCAGAGCUGCGACAGUUCCUAACCAAGAGGGAGCGGGUUGACUUCGCUGACUCCAUCACGAAGUAUGACCGGAGGUUCAAGCCCAUUAAGCGGGACUUCAUCCUCACCCCCAAGUACUUUUACCUGAUUGGGCGGGAGAAGGUGAAAAAAGGCCCUGAGAAGGGGCAGAUCAAGGAGGUGCUCAAGAAGAAGGUGGAGAUCCAGGCAGUGAGCGGCAUCUCGCUGAGCACCCGGCAGGAUGAUUUCUUCAUCCUCCAUGAGAACGAUGCCGACAACUUCCUUGAGUCCAUCUUCAAGACGGAGCUGGUCAGCCUGCUGAGCAAGCGCUAUGAGGAGCUCACCCAUACCAAGCUGCAACUCACCUUCAAAGACACACUACAGUUUCGCGUGAAGAAGGAGGGCUGGGGUGGUGGCAGCACCCGCAAUGUCACCUUCAUGAGAGGACAGGGCGACAUGGCCAUCCUCAAAGCUGGAGGCAAAACCCUUACGGUCAGCAUCGGGGACGGGCUCCCCAGGAACUCCAAGCCCACAAGGAAAGGGGUGACGCAGAGCAGAGGUGGCAGCAGGUAUCCAGCACCCUCCCGGCGUGCCCCCCCAGCAACCCAAGGCACCUGCAAGAACGGGGCUCCCCAGUUCCCACGUGGGAACAGCCAGGCUCAGCGGGACACCUACAAGACACCCCAGAAGCAGGCGCGGGCACCACCGGCCACAGUGCUGCCCACCCAAAGCACAAGCCGCCGGCCAAAGACACGGCCCCCAUCCGAGCAGAACAUGGAGUUCCUCAACGUGCCCGACCAGGGGGUGGCCGGCAUGCAGCGGAGGCGAAGCGUGGGCCAGCGGCCACCCCCAGCUGGGCGUCCCAAGCCGCAGCCCAAGGUGGCCACACCACGCUGCCGUGCGCUGUACCAGUACAUCGGGCAGGAUGUGGAUGAGCUCAGCUUCAACGUGGGAGACAUCAUCGACAUCCUGCUGGAAGAUAUCUCUGGCUGGUGGAAGGGACGGCUGCAUGGCAAGGAGGGGCUUUUCCCUGGGAACUAUGUGCAGAAGAUCUGAGCCAGGUGCAGUGGACAAGGAUGCUCCCCGGAGAUGCCAGCCAUGGGAAUGCAGCCCUGCGGAUCCUCUCCCCAAUAUCAAGCAAGUUGCCAUCCCCAGCCCCUCGCCACCGCUGGAUCCAGUCUGGUGGCAGCCACCGGUUUCUGCAGCUGCUUCAGACGGUGGAGCAGGGCCAGGCUCUUUGCUGCUUGUUCGUACAGUGGUUGUGGAACUGCUGAGGUGACUCUGGGGCACGAAUAGUUUUAUCGUUGGUAAUUAUAGCAGUGAAGUUACUUGUGGUGGCUUUGGGCUUCUGACCUCGCUGCCGGAUGGUUCAUGCAUUGCAAACACAGCAACUCUGAGUUGGACUCAAAAGAAUGAGCCCAGAGUUUGUGUUCCCCACUGAUCCCCCCGAGACCCAGCCCGCAGCGCUGGCUGUCCCUAGGACAGAGGCCCUGUAUGUGUCCGCAUGCGGGGAUGAGGGUGAGUGCACACCAGAGCAGCCCCAUCCCCUCUGCAUCAAAUCCUCCAGAAGAUGGUGAACAUGAACCAGCUCCCCCCAGACUCCAUCUCAGGCUCUUGCACAUCUCAGCACCACUCCGGAGCACCUGGCAGUGCCGGCCAGGAGCCACAGGGCAGCGGGGAGACAAAGCCCUGGAAUGGGGGUGCAGCAGGACCUGCGUGUCAGCGCAGUGCUUGAUUUCCUGCAGGACUUGCUGCAAGAAGGACUGAGCUGUGGCUCCGCGUAUUUGGGUCCUGAUCCAAGGGGGCCACGGGCGGCACAGACGGGCCCAAGCCCCCUGCUGUGGCGAACACGGAGCUGCCCCCCUCUCCAGCAUCACAGGCAGGGGGUCUCACCCGUGGGGUGCUGAGGCUGGAAGCCACUGUCCACGGCCACGCUGAGGUGACCCCAAGCACAGCCCCUUGGGG
Messenger RNA from Oxyura jamaicensis (ruddy duck), 4329 nucleotides. RefSeq names its product myosin IF (gene MYO1F). Gene Ontology annotation, molecular function: ATP binding; actin filament binding; microfilament motor activity. The record is from RefSeq and is a predicted model, not a curated record. Gene Ontology annotation, biological process: actin filament organization; vesicle transport along actin filament. Lineage: Eukaryota; Metazoa; Chordata; Aves; Anseriformes; Anatidae. The transcript has 28 exons. Bases 121 to 3420 code for a protein of 1099 amino acids. Gene Ontology annotation, cellular component: vesicle; cytoplasm; actin cytoskeleton.